AUGGCGACUGCUGUGCCUGCCACGGAAACUGACGAGCUUGCCGCCAGCAUUGAAAACCUCAUGGUGGAACCUGAGAUUCUCAUCUCCCUCCGCGACGGCGACCUCAUGGGAUGCUCCACCACCAGCGAAGCCGCUGCCAUCUCGGUGUCACUCGACGCACUCGCGGGCUUCCAUUCCAACGGAGUCUUCGUCUUCAAAGACCCCCAGGCUCUCGAGGCAUACUUCAGCAACACUUCCUCGACCCGUGCAACUGCUACCAAGCUCCGACUGGUUCCAAUGCACCAAUGUAUCACCAACCCCAUCCUCAGGAUGCACAUUGCGACGAAGAUGGCCGAGGAGAUAAAUGCUCGGCUCACGCUCCCGCCUGUUAACCGCCCUUCUCCCCAGUACCCUAUCGAACCCAAGGGCUACGAAUUUGUCGAGCUCGUCAACGAUUGGAGAGCUGCUUGUAGGGCUGCUCCAAAUGAACAUGAGGUGGAAGAGAUCAUCUUUGAUCUAUCGGGAGCCAGCAGGCUCUGCCCAAGCUACAUCUCUCGCUUGCUCCAGAACAUGAGCACUGUUCUUGCUGUCAAGGCCGGGGGCCCGUUCCACAGCCGACUUCGCGAUGAUGAGUCCUACCAGUACCAGGAGAAUGUGGUGAAAGGUUUGGCUAGUAACCGGCUUUACGUGGAGCUGAUGCAGGUGGAGAUGCAACAGGAGAUGAUUCAAUUCCUCAGCACCCUAACUACGAUUGGGAUGGGGGUCUUUUUCCCUGGCAUCUAG
This is a messenger RNA of Penicillium expansum, 762 nucleotides long. RefSeq lists its product as uncharacterized. Bases 1 to 762 code for a protein of 253 amino acids. The record is from RefSeq and is a predicted model, not a curated record. NCBI's taxonomy places the organism in Eukaryota, Fungi, Ascomycota, Eurotiomycetes, Eurotiales, Aspergillaceae. The transcript has a single exon.